Molecule: messenger RNA, 1796 nt
Organism: Kickxella alabastrina
Lineage: Eukaryota; Fungi; Kickxellomycota; Kickxellomycetes; Kickxellales; Kickxellaceae
Exons: 8
Coding region: 82-1380 (432 amino acids)
Cellular component (GO): endoplasmic reticulum
Molecular function (GO): mannosyltransferase activity
Source: RefSeq, a predicted model, not a curated record
UUUUCUAUUAAAACUGCUUAUUGAUUCUUGUUGAUAUUCCCCCCGAUACACUGCAGUUGUGAUUUGGCCAUACUCAACUGAAUGGACAAACAGAGCAACAUCCGCCAAAGAGACCGCGGCAGGUCUACGCCUGACAGGGCUGACGAUGUUAAGGAUGCGACCAGCAGAGCCAGACGAGUGGCUAUUUUGGUACUUGGCGACAUCGGGAGGUCGCCUCGCAUGCAGUAUCACGCGCUGUCGCUAGCGCGAGCGGGCCAUCUUGUCGACUUUAUUGGAUACGAUGGUGCGACACCGAUGGAAGAUAUUCUGACAGCGCCAAACAUCACACUGCGUCAUAUACGGGUGCUUCCGCAACCCACAUCCGCGCCGCGCGCUGUAUUCUACGUUUACGCGCCUCUAAAGGUUGUGUACCAGCUAUGGACGUUGUUUUGGAUGCUCUUGUUUAUCAUCUCUCGGCCGGAUGUCAUUCUAGUGCAGAAUCCACCAGCAAUUCCGACGCUGCUGGUUGCCCGUGCUGAUCAUCGACUGGCACAAUACGGGUACACCAUCCUGGGCAUGAAGCUUGGCGACUCUCACCCAGUAGUGGCGCUGGCAAAGCGAUUUGAGCAAUUCUUCGGCAAUUCAGCGUACGCGCACUUGUGCGUUACAAACGCCAUGGCGUCCGACCUGCGAGACAAAUGGGCAAUUAAAGGCAAGCUUGUGGUGCUCCAUGACAAGGCGCCGAAGCACUUUAAACAUCUCGAAGCAGCAGAAAUCCACACACUGUGGACGAGGCUGCUGAACGACCCGCAGUUUGCAGGGCUUGGCAGCCUGAUUUCCAGCGGCAGUGGCAGCGAGGACCUCAAGGUACAGUCAGCACAAGUCUCUCUUUUGACGCGCAAGGACAGCAAAGGCAUUGCGAAAAUGCGCAAGAACAGGCCGAUGCUACUUGUCAGCAGCACUAGCUGGACAGCUGACGAGGACUUUUCCAUUAUCCUUGAAGCGCUGACGAUCUAUGAGCAUGCAGCAACAUCAAGUAUGCAAAGCGUCCGUGCAUUGCCAUCGCUGGUGCAAAUCCACAUUGUCACAGCGUGGCUGUCGGCCGAGGACUACCCGCUGCUGCUUGGCUCUGCCGACCUGGGUGUAUCUCUGCACACCUCGUCGUCUGGGCUCGAUCUGCCGAUGAAGGUUGUGGAUAUGUUGGGGUGCGGCACGCCUCUCGUCACCGAGCGCAACGGCAUGGUGUUUGGCAAUGCGUCGGAGCUUGCGCUGCAGAUCCAGGAUCUUGCGCGGCAGCUCGAUGAUAAGAGCGGAUCGUACCAGCAGUUGCUUGGCGGAGCUGCCGAGUUCCGCCGGAUUGACUGGGUGGCGAACUACACACAGGCCCUCGAACUGUUCUAAAUCCGUUGUUUUUUAGAUUAACAUUGCAUAUGUCAUUUUUUAAACUCAACAAUACAAGCUUCAGCCUUGUAUUCCCCAUUUUUCUUCCGAGUUUCCAAUAACAUAGUAGUGCCUUUUUUGGGCUUGACUUUUCAUUUCCUCUUUUUUUUCCUUGACUCAUUUUUAGUUGUAAAAAAACGAUAUUUCGCAUUACAUUCACAUUUUCUUCAAUUCUUUCCACAUACUAUGAGCGACAACAACGACCGCCCGCUAUAUUCGAGGCGCACCGCUCAGCACAGCGGAAGUAAAACUGGUUCUGCAUUCGCAGCGAUAUUUCGCAAUGUGCUGCGAGGCACAUUUCCGCAGGACAGUAAUUAUAGCAACAACAACAGCAGCAGCAGCAAUAUUAGCAGCAGCAAGGGCCUGGCAAAGCCAGA